AUGGGGAAAGAGGGAGAUGUUUCUGAAAACACCAUACCUCUCCAUGGACGCCCAUUGACUCGUGCUUUCGCGUGUGCUCUGCGUGCUUCUUCUAAACUGAUAACAUCUUCAGAAGUUGCUGCUGCUGCUACAACAACACAGAUCAAUCAGACACAACGGGUUUCGAGAUCAAACAGUAAAAGAACAGCCUUUGAUGAUGAGAAUAAGAAAGCGAAUGCUACUAAGAAGCGAGCUGUUCUUAAGGAUAUCACCAAUGUUACCUGCGAGAGUUCUUACAUAAGUUGCUUCAAUGCAGCUAAAGCUCAGGUGGAGAAUAUCAGACAUAUAAAGAAGGGACGAGCAAGUUCUUCAAAAGUUGCAUCUUCUUCUGAUACUUCAGAAGUUACAGAUGCAAAAGUUGAAGUUGUGUCAUCAAUUUCAGCAGGAGUAAGCUUGUCCGGUUGUACAAACGAAGCAUCUUCUAGUUUCGGUUUGCCUCCAAGACCCCUUGGGAGAUCAACUUCUACAGUUGAGAGAAGCUGUGUUGGAGGAAGUAGCCCCAAAUUCGUAGACAUUGAUUCAGAUGAAAAGGAUCAUCUACUCUGUAGCCUUUAUGCACCUGAAAUCUACUACAACCUGCGUGUUGCUGAGCUUAAACGCAGACCAUUUCCUGAUUUUAUGGAGAGAACUCAAAGAGAUGUGACUCAGACAAUGCGUGGAAUCCUUGUUGAUUGGCUUGUAGAGGUGUCAGAGGAAUACACACUUGUACCAGACACUCUCUACCUCACAGUGUAUCUCAUAGAUUGGUUUCUCCAUGGAAACUACAUGGAAAGACCAAGACUUCAAUUGCUUGGCAUCACUUGUAUGCUCAUUGCAUCAAAAUACGAGGAGAUAUGUGCGCCACGGAUUGAGGAGUUCUGCUUCAUCACGGAUAACACUUACACAAGAGAUCAGGUCCUGGAAAUGGAGAGCGAAGUGCUAAAGCAUUUUAGCUUCCAAAUUUACACUCCCACUUCAAAAACAUUCCUAAGGCGAUUUAUCCGAGCAGCUCAAGCUUCUUACCUGAAUCCAAGUCUGGAAAUGGAGUUUCUAGCGAAUUAUCUUACGGAAUUGACGCUAGUAGACUAUCAAUUCUUGAAGUUUCUUCCUUCAGUCAUUGCUGCUUCGGCUGUUUUUCUUGCCAAGUGGACAUUGAACCAAUCAAGCCACCCUUGGAAUCCAACUCUUGAGCAUUAUACAACGUACAAAGCCUCCGAUCUCAAAGAAUCUGUUCAGGCCUUGCAAGAUCUACAGCUUAACACCAAAGGAUGCUCCUUAAACUCUAUACGCAUGAAGUAUAGGCAAGACAAGUUCAAAUCGGUGGCGGUUUACACUUCUCCAAAGCUACCUGGCGAGCUAUUCUGA
Microthlaspi erraticum is the source of this 1383-nucleotide messenger RNA. The record is from the annotation of a GenBank genome assembly. NCBI's taxonomy places the organism in Eukaryota, Viridiplantae, Streptophyta, Magnoliopsida, Brassicales, Brassicaceae.